Messenger RNA from Panonychus citri (citrus red mite), 2644 nucleotides. RefSeq lists its product as uncharacterized. Gene Ontology annotation, cellular component: nucleus. Gene Ontology annotation, biological process: negative regulation of DNA-templated transcription. NCBI's taxonomy places the organism in Eukaryota, Metazoa, Arthropoda, Arachnida, Trombidiformes, Tetranychidae. The transcript has 2 exons. The record is from RefSeq and is a predicted model, not a curated record. Bases 107 to 1831 code for a protein of 574 amino acids.
GUAAACAACAAAUUCAGUUUAAUGUCAGUCACUGUCUCGAUUUGUUCACCACUAUUGUUAACUUUUUAUCAUUAAGAUCGUUUUUUUUUUAUAAAUAGUAAUUUAAAUGUCGUCGACAAGCAACUUCGUUCAAUCCGAAUUUCGGUAUGAUGAAGGUAAAAGUCCUUUGAUACUUUUGGCAGAGACUUGUCGAAAUAUUGGUUUAGAUACAACUUCAAGUAAAUCAGCAAAAUCUUCAAUUGAUCAUGUUAAAUCUUCAAAUAAUUCGUCUUCUCUUUCAUCUUCAUCAUCCUCUUCAAUUGAAUCUUCAUCCUCACGUAAAAACAAUGAUUCUUGUCGUUUAUCUGUAUCACCUUUGAGAAACUCAACACCAAUCAAUUCAACAAAUCGAACCAGUGCCAAUUCAGUGAAUGGAUCAAACAACAUAACCAUAACCAAUCAUUCAUCAUCCUCUUCAUCUUCAUCAACGGAUAGUUUCAUUGGGAAUAAUAACAACAACAACAGCGUAACCACCAGCAUAAGUAAUAGUGAAUCAAAUGGAUGCUCUUUCAAGCCAUAUGAAGAUCACAUAAUCAGUAAAAAAAAGUGUCCUGACGAUUCCCGAACCCGCUCAACACCUCAAAACGCUCAACAUAGUGAUAAUAAAAGUCGACAUCAUCACAAUAAUAAUAAACACUAUGUCAAUAAAAGUGAAAAUAUCUCAAAAUCUUACGAAUCAAAUAGUUUAAACAAACGGGAAAAUGUAAAAAGUUCAUCAUCUCUAUCAACUAAUGUGUCUAAUAUCGGAUCAUCAUCAUCAUCAUCAUCAACAACAACACCAUCAACAUCAUCGACAGUCAGUACAUCAUCUUCAAAUACAACAUCAACUUCAACGGUUCAUGUUAAUCAUUCAUCUCCAUCAUCAAAAGGUUCCAAUUGCAAUGAUUGUUUAUCUCCUCAUCGACCAUCAUCAAAACCUUAUCCACUGACUGUAGAUAGUGUCUCCAAAUAUGUACCAUACCCAUCUCUCUCACCAUACCUUGGCCUUCCUCCACCAAAUGGUUAUGAUCCCGCUUCAGUUGCCGCUGUUGCAGCGGCUGUAGCUGGACACUGUCAUUCGCCGAGUAUGUGCCGAGAUCCAUUUUGUGCUGGAUGUCGGUUUAACGCUGCCGCAGUUGCAAACGCUUUACAUCAUCAUCAGGUAUCACCUUGUCCCGCUGGAUGUACACAAUGUUCACAUGUUACAUCUCAAAUGACCUCAUCAAUUAGCCAUCAAAUUGCUGCUCUUCAAGCAAACGGCUAUUUACCGGGUAAUUCAUUUUAUCCACCACCACCACACCCUCAUCAUUCACACCCUGCAAAUCCACCAACAUCCUCAUCCUCAUCCUCUUCCUCCUCAUCAACCAAUUCACCCCAAGCAGCAGCCGCCGCUGCUGCUGCUGCUGCUGUGGCCGCUGCCGCUUCGGCUUCAAAUGUAAAUGGUAAACCAAACGUAUGUAGUUGGAUGAUGGGUAAUACUUAUUGUGGUAAAAGAUUCACCUCAUCAGAGGAGUUACAACAACACCUUCGCAAUCACACCUCUUCUGUUUCAGCUCUUGCCUUUCUCGGUCAAUAUCCUCACCUUGAUCCAAUGUUAACUAGUCCAAUUGCUGGUUUAAGGCGAACUACUUUUGUCCCAGUUAAUCGUCAUCAUCCGUACAAAUCUUUAACCACCAGUGGAUCACCAUUGAACACCUUAACUAAUGGUUUAACUGGAGCAAUUCAUAAACCACCACCAGGAUCACAAUUGAAUAUGCAUUAUCCACCCUAUGGACCAUAUACUGGACGACUUGGUCCACCCAUUUUACCUUGAAAGAGAGAGAGAGAGAGAGAUCGAAUAAAAUAAAAAGAAAACAAUUAAAAGCUUAAUGUAUUUGACAAAAACAAAAUAUAAUUAAGUUGAAAAGUUAUAUAUUCAAUCAAAUUAAGAUCCCCCAUAGUGAACAAAACUAAUUUAAUCAUGUUGAAACUUCAAUAAUAAUCAUAUUUGAAAUACCUUGAGUAUAAACAAAACAAAAAGCUCAUUCAACAUCAAUUUUAUUUGACCGACAAUCAACUGAUUGUUUACAAACAAACAACAUCAAUUUCAUGAUAAAAUCAAUUCAAUCACAUAACAUAAUUGAUAAUGUUGAUAUAAUGAGGAAUAGAUAAAUUUGAGUGUUGUUAAUAUAUUGCAACAAUUAACAAUCAACCAUAAGUAAUUAACAUUAAGAUGAUCAAUCAACAUGAUUAUCUCAUGAAAAAAAAACAUUAAAACCAAUUGAAAUGUAACCGAUUGAUUUAUAUUAAGUUAAUGACCAAAGGAGACAUUGAUUGUUGACCUUUUUUUUCAUUAACAAUUACUUUUCACAAUCAAGUCGAUUGUUAAAUUUCAAUUUUCUAAUUGUGCUAAUUUAGCAAUCAUCCUAAUGAGAAUUGUAUAUAUUUAUUGUUACUGAUGACAAGCUCAUUGAUAUGAUGACAAUCAAUUUCAAUAAUUGUAAAUCAACAAUUAGGUGAAACCUUAAACAUAAUUAAUUGUAAUUAACUUUCACAAAAUGAGUUUCACUUGAUAACAUUGUGUUAAUAACUUAACCCUUUUAUUUGUGUCUAUCGAGUAAAAAAAAAUCCAUUUCAUAUAACCAAA